CCGCACCCCAAGACCCCAUAGCCUCACGCGAUCUCUAGGAAUAGGCAACAUACGGACCGAUCCGCUAACAUGAGAUACGACCAGCGUUCUUACCAACCGCAUGGCGACCUCCUGGGCCUGGUCUGGGCCGCGGCAAAACAUAUCGGCACUUGACUUUGAUAAACCCUGGAUUUCGGAUACACGUACACGGGGGAAUCGUGUUUGCACCUUCAGCUCCCCUUGUCACUCAACUACAGUCGCUCUUUGUGCCAUAGGAGAGACCGGACAAUAUGCCGUACCUCAGUUCACAGCCUAAGAUUCUGAUCGCCGGUGCCGGUAUUGGAGGCCUCACAGCUGCGCUGUCUCUGCACGCGGCAGGCUUUACCGACAUCCAAUUGUUCGAAGCAUCUUCGACUCUUACAACGCUCGGGGUCGGAAUCAACGUGCAGCCUUCUGCAGUGCUGAUUCUGCGAAACCUGGGUCUUCUGGAAGCCCUCGAGAAGACAGGUGUUCAAACAGCAGAGCUGAACUUCUACAAUCGCCAUGGCGACUCCAUCCUCAGCGAACCUCGUGGCAAACACGCCGGCUAUGCAGUACCGCAGUUUUCGAUCCACAGAGGAGAGUUCCAGAUGCUGCUUCUCAGCGCGGUGAAGGAGCGCCUGGGCGCAGACGCAGUGCACCUCGGUCACGCCUUGACCGGCUUCGAGCAAAAUGAAGAAAGCGUCACAGCAGAGUUCUCACGACGACGAGAUGGCACAUCUACCGAGCUUUCAGGCAUAUCCGGCGACAUUUUGAUCGCAGCCGAUGGCAUCAAUUCAACUGCGCGACGCAUCCUGUACCCGAAGGAAGGACCCCCAAGGUUCUCUGGACGAAUGCUCUGGCGUGGCUGUCUCGAGAGAGAGCCGUAUCUGACGGGAGCCUCGAUGGUGUGGGCAGGGCAUGCAGAUCAAAAGUUCAUUGCAUACCCCAUUUCGCAACGUUCAACAGACAAGGGCAAGAGCCUAGUCAACUGGAUCGCAGAGCUACGCAUCAGAGGGAAGGAUGACAAGGAUCUCACACCGCCAAAGACAGAUUGGACUAAGGCAGUAGACAAGAGCGUGUUUGAAGGACCCUUCGAGAGCUGGAAAUGCGGUGGUCUGGACAUGAAGGACUUGAUCGACAAGACAGACAAGGUGUUCGAGUUUCCUAUGUCGGAUCGCGAUCCGGUCGGGCAAUGGUCAUUUGGCAGACUGACGCUACUGGGCGACGCAGCGCACGCCAUGUACCCAAUUGGAUCGAACGGCGCAUCGCAAGCCAUUAUUGACGCCGAAACAUUGGCAAAACACCUCAAGACCAUGACGUCAGAUGUUGCAGCUGCAUUGAAGGCUUACGAGACUGAGCGACUACCUCCUACCGCGAAGAUCGUGAUGGCAAACCGAGCGAAUGGGCCAGAUCACGUCUUGCAAAUGGCGGAAGAAAGGGCGCCAGAUGGGUUCAAGAAUGUCUACGAUGUCAUCCCGAAGGAAGAGCUGGAGGCCAUCGGCACUGUCUAUAAGAAGGUGGCCGGAUUCGAGAUGGACAGCGUCAACAUCAAGGUGAAAGAGACCGAAGGGGAAAACAGAAGAUUACAGCUGCAAAGCCCUAAGGACUGGAUAUAGUCAGGCGAGAUUUCAGUAUCGUUUUCGAGAAUCAGAACAGCAGCUGAGUAAACUCACCGCAGUCGCCAACACGUCUGUACGACCCUGAGCACCCAACCAUCCACAUCGUCAAGUCUCUCUUUCCCAUGCAUGCGGGUAUGCAUUUCGUUGACCGAAUUCCACUGCGGUCAGCUAGGGCGC
Messenger RNA from Didymella exigua CBS 183.55, 1796 nucleotides. Its product is annotated as FAD/NAD(P)-binding domain-containing protein. The record is from RefSeq and is a predicted model, not a curated record. The transcript has 2 exons. Gene Ontology annotation, molecular function: monooxygenase activity; FAD binding. The coding region runs from base 270 to 1616 and encodes 448 amino acids. NCBI's taxonomy places the organism in Eukaryota, Fungi, Ascomycota, Dothideomycetes, Pleosporales, Didymellaceae.